This is a messenger RNA of Enhydra lutris kenyoni (northern sea otter), 975 nucleotides long. RefSeq names its product olfactory receptor 12D2-like. Gene Ontology annotation, biological process: G protein-coupled receptor signaling pathway. Gene Ontology annotation, cellular component: membrane. NCBI's taxonomy places the organism in Eukaryota, Metazoa, Chordata, Mammalia, Carnivora, Mustelidae. The record is from RefSeq and is a predicted model, not a curated record. Gene Ontology annotation, molecular function: olfactory receptor activity; G protein-coupled receptor activity.
AUGCUGAAUCAAACCUCAGUCACUGAAUUUCUCCUCCUGGGAGAAACAGACAACCAAGCACUGCAGCCUUAUCUCUUCAUGGUUUUCCUUGCAAUCUAUGCUGUCAGUGUGGUUGGGAAUGGAGCUGUCCUGAUGAUUGUCAUCUCUGAUUCGAGACUCCAUUUACCCAUGUAUUUCUUCCUGGGAAAUCUAUCAUGUCUAGAUGUCUGCUAUUCCACAGUGACACUGCCAAAGAUGCUGGAGAACUUCUUCUCUGCACACGAGUCAAUUUCCUUCUUGGGAUGCAUAAGCCAGCUUCACUUCUUCCACUUCCUGGGCAGCACAGAGGCCUUGCUGUUGGCUGUGAUGGCCUUUGACCGCUUUGUGGCUAUCUGCAGGCCACUGCAUUACUCUGUCAUCAUGAAUUAUCAGCUCUGUACCCAGAUGGCUGUCAUUGUCUGGACCACUGGUUUUUUCCAUGCCCUGCUGCACUCCAUGACCUCUCACUUGAACUUCUGUUGCUCUAAUCAGAUCCAUCACUUCUUCUGUGAUGUCAAACCUUUGCUGGAGUUGGCUUGUGGGAACACUGAGCUCAACCAGUGGCUUCUCAAUACAGUUACAGGUACCAUUGCCAUGGGCUCCUUCUCCCUAACACUUCUCUCCUACUUCUACAUUAUCAUCUCUCUUUUCUCCAAGUCUCGUUCUUGCAGCACACUUCACAAAGCACUGUCCACGUGUGCCUCUCACUUCAUGGUGGUCAUUCUUUUCUAUGCUCCUGUUCUCUUCACUUACAUUCGUCCUGCGUCAGGCAGUUCCAUGGAACAGGACCUGGCACCUGCCAUCAUGUACAGUGUGGUCACUCCUGUACUAAACCCACUGAUCUAUGCUUUGAGGAACAAGGAAGUGAAAGGGGCCUUGAGUACUGUGAUCAGAAAAGGGGGGGUUAUACCUCUUCUCAGAUCAUGUACAAUAUGCAUAAUAGAAGAAAGCAGCUAA